This is a messenger RNA of Paramuricea clavata, 1279 nucleotides long. The record is from the annotation of a GenBank genome assembly. NCBI's taxonomy places the organism in Eukaryota, Metazoa, Cnidaria, Anthozoa, Malacalcyonacea, Plexauridae.
UCGGCGCCAUAUUGGACUAGUGUAUUGGAGCAUUUGGAGGUAUAUUUGGACUUGUGUCGUGCAAAACAACACAGGAAAAUGUAUUUAUUUCAAGCAGCUAGACGUGCAUCUUCUAAGUUGGCGUUUCGUCGUCUUGCAACAUCACCAGCCGAGGGAAAACAACCUCUGGUGAGUUUUUAGAAACAGAGUAAUUGUGACAUUGUGUAGUUCGAAUAACUGAAAUGUUGCAAAUAAUGUAACGAUAUAGUUCUAAUAUACUUGUUCCAAAUAUAGAAAAUAUAUAGAAAACGCAGGUUUCGUUAUGAAUAAAAACAACACAUAUUUUGACAAUCAUGAUUAUAUUACAAAAUGGUUUAUUUUUCAAGACACUUUGGAGUGUAUAUAUGUUAUUUUACCAAUUUUAUGGUACAACUGCAGUUUAGCGGACAGCGACCAGUAAUUACAGUGGGCUCAUAAAGUAUAUGUUUUGGUGAGAGAUAGAGGUGUGCAUUGGAUUGGAUUGGAGGUUUACAAUCCAACAAUUGGUAAUUUUUUCAAAUCCGAUCAAAAAUUGUCUGAUGCGAGUUUGUUAUUAAAGUGUUCUGAUCCAGAAAAAAAUCCGAAAAAACCUUCAAUAAAUUAAAUUUUCUAGAUAGAAGCCAAUUUGCAAUCUUGCAUAAAAAUAACUCAGAUCUUUAUUCUAGAGUUUAGACAAUAGACAAUUAGAAAUAAACAAAAUUGAAAAAAUUAUUAAACGGAAGCGUCAUAAGCCUUUAGUUUUCACAGCAGCCCUGGUAAUCGAAUUAUGAAUUAUGAAUUAUGUUGGAAUGUAUUGGUUAUAAAUCUUGAUUUGCCUUAGGCCAAAAAAGGUUAACAAAGCAAGGGUCUUCAGUUGAUUGUUUCUGACAUCUGCCUUGGCCAGAUGUUCAUAUAAAUCACCUUGGUGAAUAAUGUUGUAUUUACUAUAUAACAACCCUAUAUGUAAACAACACAAGAUCUACAGCACAAUAUGCAGUAAAAGUUUCUAUAAAAAUGUGCAAAUUUUAUUUAGGGUGUUGGUCAGACUGUCACGGUGAUAUCUUUAAUAAGUGUUGGAGUUUUGGGACCCGGAAUGUACUUGUUGUUGACGAGACCAAGAUUUGUUAAAGACUAGUUGGAACACAUUACUUGAAUAAAUGGAUUUAUGAAUGAAUAUUUUUUGUAAAACUUUUGACAUGGACAUGCGGUAGUUAAGUCAUUGAAAUGUGUGUAAAAGUUUUAAUACUAUGAAUGUUUUAAUUAUAUGGCAUCACUAGCCUAU